GUACUCGCCGCGUCGCAGUGUCCGUCCCACACGCUGCUCACUUCACCUCUGCGAGCGCGACGACACCGUACGGCCACGAAGACCUCACUCACCCACCGACCCAUGGACCAGAUGCAGCAGCGGGUCGACACCGGCCGCGGCGGCGACGCGCCGGCCAGCGCCCAGGGCCAGCAGUCCUGUCCAGCUCCUGAUAAGGACCAGCACCAGCAUCAGCCGCCGCCGCCGCCGCCGCAGCCUUCUUCUUUGAACCCGACGGCGGCGAGGCUGCUCCGCGAGGCCAUCGUCUCCCAGCCGGCGCCCGUGACGGGCUCGUCGGACAUCCUCGCCUUCGCGCGCUCCGUCGACCGCGCGGACACGCCCCUCGAGUGACCCUCUCGUUUUGCUUGUGCGGUCAGCUCGCUUGCUUUUUCCUUUUCUUUCUUUCUCCCCCCCCCCCCCCCCCCCCAACAAUCCUGUCUGUCUUGU
Molecule: messenger RNA, 465 nt
Organism: Panicum hallii
Lineage: Eukaryota; Viridiplantae; Streptophyta; Magnoliopsida; Poales; Poaceae
Exons: 1
Coding region: 103-369 (88 amino acids)
Source: RefSeq, a predicted model, not a curated record